Thlaspi arvense is the source of this 747-nucleotide messenger RNA. Lineage: Eukaryota; Viridiplantae; Streptophyta; Magnoliopsida; Brassicales; Brassicaceae. The record is from the annotation of a GenBank genome assembly.
UUCUCCAUUCAUCCAUUCCCAAAGUAUUGGAAAUACGGAAGUAAAAGGAAAAAUAAAAGUUACUUUGACCAUCAUAUAUCUCUAGGUUCUCUAUAUAACUCAAUCGGUUUCAAGUUAUCAAUAUCAAUAGCUAUGGCAAAGCAAACAAACCUAGACAUUUUCUGUUGUGGAUUUGCAAAUAUCUUGGACGAACAAUGGCAAGUCGAUGUGCUGCUCAAAGGAGGGGACAGUGAUCCAGGUGCAGCAAUCUCCGCCCACAAACUUGUUCUGGCCGCAAGAUCAAAGGUCUUUAAAAAGAUGCUGGAGGAGGAUGAGUGUAAAGCUUCGUCGGGGAAAGAGAUAAUCACUCUCUCGGAGAUGACACACGAAGAGGUAAAGUCUUUAGUUGAGUUCAUCUACAGUAAUGGCUCAAUGCCUUAUGCUGGGCAUGCUCGGUCACUCUAUCUCGCAGCGGACAAAUAUGAGAUCCCGCAUCUACGGGACCUGUGCCGAAACGAGCUUAUAUCUUCUCUGGAUUCGUUUAAUGCUCUUGACGUUUUUGAGCUUGCCCAAAUCCCUUUCGACCAGGCCUUCAACGAUGCUGCCUUGGGUUGUAUCAAAACGAAUAUAACCACAAUUACUGACUCUGACGAGUUCAAGUUGUUUGUUGCCAGUAACCCAAAUCUUACUGUGGAGAUAAUGAAAGCUUCUCUCUACAGGGGUAAUACAAACGGAUCAUACUGUUAUAGCUGUAGACGCUACUGGUAG